Fusarium tjaetaba is the source of this 639-nucleotide messenger RNA. RefSeq names its product nucleolar 12. Bases 1 to 639 code for a protein of 212 amino acids. The transcript has 2 exons. The record is from RefSeq and is a predicted model, not a curated record. Lineage: Eukaryota; Fungi; Ascomycota; Sordariomycetes; Hypocreales; Nectriaceae. Gene Ontology annotation, cellular component: nucleolus. Gene Ontology annotation, molecular function: RNA binding.
AUGUUCGCCAAACCCAGACCCAAAAAGAGCAUUCUGCCUCCGCCAUCCAAGAAGCGAAAGAUGACUUCUGCUGUCGAGGAGGUUAACUUCGACUUCGAGGCGCGACAGGAAUAUUUGACUGGUUUCCAUAAGCGCAAGCAACAGCGUAUCAAGAAUGCUCAAGAAGAGGCUGCCAAGAGGGCCCGCCAGGAGAAGCUAGAAUUGCGAAAACAGAUACGAGAAGAACGAAAGCGCGAUGUCGAAGAGCACGUCCAGACCGUAAACAGGUUAUUGCAGGAGUCGGCAGCUGCUGGAGCAGUUGAGCAGGAAUCUGACGAGGAAGACAGGGAGUGGGACGGUUUUCCUGAUCAGCCAGAGCUGGAUAUUGUUGAUCACGAAGAGGAGUACAUCGACGAAGAUCGUUAUACCACUGUCACGGUCGAAUCUGUUUCUGUGACAAGAGAUGGAUUACACAAACCCCAAGUCGACGACAAGGAUAAUGAGGAGGACAAAAAGGUUGAAGAACCGAAGGACGAUCAAAAAGUAAAGUCACGACGGGAACCCAAGAAAAAGAAGAAGAAGUUCCGAUACGAGACCAAGUUCGAGAGGCAGUUGACGGAUAAGAAGCAGAGAAUCAAGAAGGCAAAGAGGAGGGCAUGA